AUGGGUCAAUCUCAAUCUACAGGCUCCAAGGCCUCGGAGCCACAGGGCCAACUGGGCCAAAAGACAGAUUAUUAUGAACUGUUAGGAGUGACUCCAACGGCAACGGAUGACGAAAUAAAGAAAGCUUACCGCAGAAAGGCGCUUGAACUGCACCCUGAUCGAAAUUAUGGAAAUGUCGACGAGGCCACCAGGCUGUUUGCCGAAAUUCAAUCCGCGUAUGAGGUCCUCGCCGAUCCACAAGAGCGUGCCUGGUAUGACUCUCACAGCGACGCAUUCCUAGGGACUGAGGGAGGCUCUGAUGGAGGCCCACAGUCAUUUACGACAGCGGAUGAGGUUCUCAAGGUUUUUUCGAAGUUCAGCCCGCGAAUGGAUUUCUCCGACCUACCAACUGGGUUUUUUGGCGGCCUUCGAGAACAGUUUACCCAGUUGGCCCUAGAGGAGCGACUAGCCUGCCAGUCGGACGGUCAAUAUAUGGUGGAAUAUCCAUCGUUUGGUGGUCGUGAUGAUAACUUUGAGACUGUCGUGCGGCCAUUCUACGCUUCUUGGGCUGGAUUCUCGACCCGUAAAUCAUUUGCUUGGAAGGAUAAAUAUCGUUACUCUGAGGCCCCAGAUCGUCGAGUGCGACGACUCAUGGAAAAGGAGAACCGACACCUUCGAGAGGAAGGCAUUCGCGAGUUCAAUGAUGCGGUUCGGUCCUUGGUGGCCUUUGUCAAGAAACGGGACCCGCGGUAUAAAGCGAAUGCCCAGAGUGAAGCUCAACGUCAAGAGACUCUUCGUCAGUCGGCAGCCGCUCAAGCGGCCCGAUCUCGAGCAAUAAAUCAGGCUAAGAUGCGCGAUCACGUUGUUCCAGAGUGGGCUCGAUCUGAAGAGCCCCGGAUCGAAGAAGAAGAGAGCUCCGAGAGCGAGAUCGAGAACUUUGAAUGUGUGGCAUGUAACAAGAGGUUCAAGAGUCAGAAGCAAUUCGAGGCUCAUGAACGAAGUAAGAAACAUGUGAAGGCUGUCAAGCAGUUAUGUUGGGAAAUGCGAGCGCAAGAUGAAGAUCUGGGUUUGGAAUCAAUCAUCCACACCAGCGCUUCCCAAGCUCCAAUCAGAAGUGAAGGCGAUGGUUUCGUUCCUGCAAUGUCUUCUGACGAGCAGUCGGAAAGCUCUGUCAUUAUCGAGGCCGAAAGCGACCAGCUUAUGGAACCCGGGACGACGCACUCAUCUGAUUCAGAGACCGAUUCUCAUCACCCGUCAUCUUCUCAUCCAUACCAUGAGGAGGUUUCUUCAAAGUCUAUCGAGGAUGACGACUACGCCCCAAGAGAGUCCAUUCAAACUAGACUUCAUUCGGACGUCGACCCGCUGCAAGAUAGUUUCGUGACUUCAUUGACUGAGCAGCUAUCCUCCUCUGGGAUCGAUGACCGGCCAGCUGCUGCCCCUCAAAUGGGCAAGGCCAAGCAAAAGCGGGCUAAAAAGGCUGCUAGGGGUGAUGAACAGACUACGGAGAUUCUAUGCGCAAAAUGCAGUGCUAUCUUCCCUUCGAGAUCGAAGUUAUUCACUCACAUUAAAGAGAACCCGACUCAUGCACAACUGAAAACCUCUAAGAGUAAAAAACGGUGA
Messenger RNA from Penicillium longicatenatum, 1599 nucleotides. Its product is annotated as putative C2H2 finger domain protein. The record is from RefSeq and is a predicted model, not a curated record. The transcript has 2 exons. Lineage: Eukaryota; Fungi; Ascomycota; Eurotiomycetes; Eurotiales; Aspergillaceae. Gene Ontology annotation, cellular component: cytoplasm. Bases 1 to 1599 code for a protein of 532 amino acids. Gene Ontology annotation, molecular function: nucleic acid binding; zinc ion binding.